This is a messenger RNA of Sparassis crispa, 1938 nucleotides long. Its product is annotated as Transcriptional adapter ADA2. NCBI's taxonomy places the organism in Eukaryota, Fungi, Basidiomycota, Agaricomycetes, Polyporales, Sparassidaceae. Gene Ontology annotation, biological process: chromatin remodeling; regulation of transcription by RNA polymerase II. Gene Ontology annotation, cellular component: nucleus; SAGA-type complex. Gene Ontology annotation, molecular function: zinc ion binding; chromatin binding; transcription coactivator activity. The coding region runs from base 1 to 1938 and encodes 645 amino acids. The record is from RefSeq and is a predicted model, not a curated record. The transcript is spliced from 10 exons.
AUGACUGUCACACAUCGCAAGAGACAGCACCAGCCAGAAGAGAUACAAACGGUGAACGAACCUGGUCUCCAGAUUCAAUGUGACGGUUGUUUAUGCGAUCUCACACACUCCAUCCGGAUAAAAUGUGCCGAUCCUAUCUGUGAGCCUGGCGAUGGCGUCGACAUCUGUCCCGCGUGCUUCUGCAGCGGGAAAGAGUUUGCGAAGCAUAAACGGUGGCAUGACUACCGUGUGGUCGAAUUGCAUUCAUACCCUAUUUUCUCCGACGAUUGGGGAGCCGACGAAGAGCUACUCCUUUUGGAGGGCAUUUCCUUGCAAGGCCUGGGAAACUGGCAAGCAAUCGCUGAGCACGUCGGCACGCGUACGAAGGAGGAAGUCGAAGCGCAUUACAACUCAGUAUACAUAGACUCUCCAAAUUGGCCGCUGCCUCGCAUGGACCUCGAAUUCAACAUCGAUCCCUCCGAAUUUCAGGAACGGAAGCGCCGCCGCAUCUCCACCAUGAACACUAAUCCUCCCCCAGCUCCAAAGAUCGCUCCCACGUCUGCCCCAGGUGUACAUGAAGUCGCCACUUUCUUGCCCGGGCGACUCGAGUUUGAACAUGAACUGGACAACGAAGCCGAGGAUCUCGUCAAGGACCUGGAGUUCGGCGUCUGUCUGGAAUGGGGCGGCGACGAGAUCGCGGAGGAUGAGAACGAUCCCGAUGUCCGCGCGAGGGCCCGUUGGGAAGAGGAACAGAAAGCCAAGGAAGCUACCCCCGGAAAGCGUAUUCCUAACGGGUUGAUCAAUGGUAUCUUGAACGGCGAGCACUCCAAUGGCGACACGCCGAAGCGGGGUGUCCAUGGGAAGUCGGAAGACGGCGCUAAGAACGAGAAUAUCACCGCCGAUGGUGAGGCGGAAGUGGAGGAAGUGACACAGCCGCCACCCAUCGAGAAUACCGACUCUCUUGCAUUCAAAUUGUCCUUGAUUGAGAUGUAUCACCAGCGGGUGGCGAAACGCCACGAGUACAAACAGAUCAUGUUCGAUAGAGGUCUUCUGAACCACAAGCAGAUGCAAGCGGCGGAUAAGAAGCGACCAAAAGAUGACAAAGAAAUCGUGCACCGCCUUCGCCCAUUCGCUCGCUUGCAGACUGCCUCGGAUUUCGAAGUUUUCACUGCGGAUAUCCUUUACGAGGCGGUCCUCAGAAAGAGGAUCCAGGAACUGCAGCACUACCGCAGGAUGGGCUUGACCACCGCUGCGGACAUCGAGAAGUACGAGGCGGAUGUUAUUAAACGGGCGUCAGUGAAAGCGAAUCUGACUCGCGACUACUAUUCGUCGGAUCGCCUGCAACUUCGCCCUGGAGGGCGCCAGUCCUCUGGCCCUGAUGCCCGCCGCUCAAGCAUGCCUGACGCUGACGGCCGCAAGAGUCACGAACGGGAGAUGACGCCGAAACUUCCCAUGGUCCCCAACGUCGCAGGUGUCGGCCCACCCGGACGCAAAAUGCCUGCGCCCCUCAAUCUUGCCAACAGCCCCUCCCUUCACUUGCUCACCCCAGAGGAGCAGACCCUCUGUUCCUCUCUACGGAUCCUGCCCAAGUCGUACCUGAUCAUCAAGGAGACACUCGUACGCGAAUACGCAAGGCGCGGCGGGAAGCUGCGGAGGCGCGAGGCACGCGAUCUCGUCAAAAUCGACGUGAACAAGACGAGUCGAGUGUGGGACUUCCUGGUUCAGGCCGGGUUCCUCAGGGUCGGGGCUACCGACCCUACGCUCACGGCGCCCAACGGUGCCGACAUGAGUCGACCGUCGGCAACACCAUCGCUGAGCGCUUCGCCGAGUAAGGAGUCGCAGGCACUGGUCUCGACCAGACCGCCGCCGUUCACCACUGUUCCAACCAACAUGGUAUACUCCUUCACUCCAUUCUCCACAAGUUCUGCACUGCCAGGCCCAUCAUGGCCACCUGGCUGA